UCAUAAAUGAAAAUAAUUACACCAUGGUAUUCCUAUCCAUCUUCAUAAGUCAUAAUAUGUUAUCUUCUCAUCUUUCACAGUCUUUCUUUCUUUAAUGUAGUCCGCAAGCAAUCAAGUAGCAAAGUGACGGGAAGGUUGGUCCAAUAGUUAUAAUAUCUAUGUACUUUCCAUAUGUUUUAUUUUUUAAUUAUUGAUAUUCAAGAUUGAGGUAUUGUACUGUGUGUAUAAUUUUUCAAUAUAUAUUCACAAAAGUAGUUGAUUAUUUUUUGUUCAUCCACUGAAAAUGACAGACUGGGACGAGGUUAAAAGGUUGGCAGCUGAUUUUCAAAAAGUUCAACUCAGUUCCACUACUCAAAGGUUAUCCGAAAGGAAUUGUAUUGAAAUAGUAUCAUGGCUUUUGGACAGAAAAAUGAUCGACCUUAUUUUUACAAGCGACGGCAAGGAAUACCUUACACCUUCUCAACUCGUUAGUGACAUCCGAGGUGAACUCUAUGAUAAUGGAGGUCGAAUAAACUUGGUUGAUUUAGCCAAAACGAUCGGAGUUGAUUUGGCCCACAUAAAUUCUCACCUGAAUGAUGUUUUAAAAGGACACAAAGAUAUUCAGGCUGUAUUGGGACAACUUAUAGAUAUUUCUUAUAUUACAAGAAUUGCUGCAGAGAUCAAUGAGAAGCUGUCUCAACAAGGACAGAUAAAUGUCAGUGAUUUAACAAUUCUGUAUGACUUGCCUGCAGAUUUUUUGCAACACCAAGUUCUCGAAAAGAAUUUGGGAAAGCUCAUUUUUGGAAAACAGGAUAAAAAUGAUCCUAAGGAAUUUUUCACAGAAUCAUUUAUUGCAAGAAGUAAAGCCAAAAUAAAAGGUGCUUUGACAGGAUUAACGAGGCCCACACCUGUGUCAGUGAUAGUGAAUCAUAUUGGUUUGAGCGAGAAGAUAUUUUUCAGUCUUUUUGAGCAAUCAGCAAUGUACGGGUCUCUAACUGGAAAACUAGCCGGAGCACAGUAUAUUCCCAAUAUUUAUGCAAAGUCUCAGAACGAAUGGGUGAACCACUUUUACAGACAAAAUGGCUAUAUUGAAUUUGAUGCUUUAAGUCGUAUAGGCAUAUCUGAUCACAAAAACUAUUUGAAGAAACAACUUUCCAAUGAAGAUUAUAAAACGUUGGACUCUUGUAUAGUGUCUAAGAGUAUUUUGGAAAGAAUUGAAGCAGAUAUCGAUGAAUGCAUUGCCAGCAAGUCGUUCAUUGACUUGCAAACCAAUUUACCAUCAGUUUUCAAUGAAACCGACGAGCAAAUGGUGCUGGACACAAUUUUGAGCAAUCAGAAACGUUCUCAAACAAUUGCCAUCAACAGUUUUGUGAUAAGUAAGGCAUUUGUUGAUGGACUUUUGAAAGAGUGUGAUGAUUUAGUAAAAGAAAAAUCUAAGGAAACGGUAGAAUUAGGAAAGUAUCAGCAGUAUCAGAUAAGUUUGCAAGCAGCAUCUAUAAAAUUUCAAAAAUCAGAUGAGAUAGUAGAAAAAGUGGACAAGAGAGAGGAAAGGAGAAAGAAAGCCGCUGGAGGAAAAAGUGGUGGAGGAACACAAGGGCGAGAGACCAAAACAAAGUCUACCAAGAAGGCAUCUCGAGCAGGAAACAGAAAUAAUUCUGAGAGCGACAGUGUUGACUUCGAGGAAAAACGAGCUGCCCUGGAAGUAGUUAGUUUUGACGACGUGAAGGGAGUCAUAUUACCAAUCUUAGAAAACGAGGCUUUAGACGAAGAGAUAAUUGAACUACUUAUAAGACAUCUGCUUCCCAAACUGAAUGAAAAUGGUCUUGAAUUGGCUGCCAACAUUUAUGCAACCACCGUAUCAGAUCGAACGGCUAACAGAAGACAAACACACAAUGAACUGCAAAAUAAACUCAACACCCUGGUGGGAGAUGUGAGACUAUAUGAAAAAGGAUUGAAACUACUUCCCCAAGACUUGCAGGGUCAACUGUCAAAGUAUCUUCUCAAAACUGUUUGUACAGAUAUCGUAAAUGAAAUAUUGAAUUAUGUGGCAGCAGAACAGAAUUCCAAUGUAGUUACCAAUAACUUCAACAAUGAUCAGAGAUUGAAGUUUGUCAAUGAGUUGGCGCCUGAAUAUAGAACUUCACUUCAACCACUGGUCAAAUCUUUGACAGGACAAAGCAUUGACGAGUUUAUGAUAGCGGUGGAAAGUGGUUUGACUUCUUGUAGUAUGAUACUAAAAAAAAUUGACAAGAAAAAGGAUAGAACUGUUGUUCUCAACCACAAAUAUCAGCUUUUAGAAGAGUUGAAUAAGUGUGAGGAUGUGGCCUUGGUUCUACAUUUGGCGACGAUUGUUAUAUUCACUACUGCUACCCAGUGCAUGCUCCAUUUCAGUGGAAAACAUUUGAUGGGUGUUCUUUCAUUUUUGAAGCAAUAUUUGAAUGAAGAACAGGCACUGGAAAUGGGUGCUUAUCAUGAUUUUGUUACUUUGAUGUUGAGUGGGGGUUCAGAAUCAGAAAGUGCUAAAGAGAAAUUGAAAGAGAGAAUGUCCAUUAUAAAAGCGAUUGCAAAUGAUUUCAAGAAACCUGGAAGUGAAAAGUCAUGAAUUUAAAAUUUUAGUUUUUUUUGCAUAUGAAAUAAUUUAAAUUGAUUGUAAAUAAAUUGAAGGAAAUUCGGUACAUA
Messenger RNA from Leptinotarsa decemlineata (Colorado potato beetle), 2658 nucleotides. It is a transcript of the gene Ufl1, whose product is annotated as UFM1 specific ligase 1. Gene Ontology annotation, molecular function: UFM1 ligase activity. The record is from RefSeq and is a predicted model, not a curated record. NCBI's taxonomy places the organism in Eukaryota, Metazoa, Arthropoda, Insecta, Coleoptera, Chrysomelidae. Gene Ontology annotation, biological process: protein K69-linked ufmylation; response to endoplasmic reticulum stress; regulation of proteasomal ubiquitin-dependent protein catabolic process. Gene Ontology annotation, cellular component: endoplasmic reticulum membrane.